Messenger RNA from Macrobrachium nipponense, 582 nucleotides. RefSeq lists its product as uncharacterized. The transcript has a single exon. Bases 1 to 582 code for a protein of 193 amino acids. The record is from RefSeq and is a predicted model, not a curated record. Gene Ontology annotation, molecular function: protein dimerization activity. NCBI's taxonomy places the organism in Eukaryota, Metazoa, Arthropoda, Malacostraca, Decapoda, Palaemonidae.
AUGAAUCCUCAUUUAUUCAAGGUGAAUCCGUUGGAUUAUGGACGAUCUGAGGAAGUAACUCUUUCUCACUCUGAAAAGUUUCGUGUUGAUAAUUUUCUUCCAGUAAUUGAUCAAUUUUUUAGUUCCCUUAAUCAACAUUUGAAGGCCUACGAGAACACCUAUUCCCUUUUCGGUUUCUUAUCUGGACUGGAAUCACUGAGCUGUACUGAAAUAGAAGCAGCUGCAGUAAAAUUAGUUUGUGAAUAUAAAGAUGAUCUGGAUCAAUCACUUGGUGUUGAACUUGUACAGUUUGCAGCUUUUUUCACUCAGUUUCUGGAUGAUUAUGUUAAGACUGAUAGCUUUGGGAAGGAACAUUUCCUUUACAAAUUGCUGCUAGACAAGAAAGUUGCAGAUACUUUUCCUAAUGUUGCGAUAAUGCUACGGAUGUACUCGGUGCUUAUGGUCACAAAUUGCUCUGGAGAACGUUCAUUCAGCAAAAUGAAGUAUAUCAAAAACAGACUUCGUACUACAAUGCAUCAUGAUCGACUCAGUCACCUGGCUUUGAUGAGCAUUGAGUAUGACAUCCUCAGAGACAUUGACUGA